CUAGGUUCAUUCGAAUCACAGCCUGGGUGAUGCGAUUCAUCAAAGCACUGAAAGAAAAACUGAGAAAACGCCCAGCCAGAUGUACUGAACCAGAGGGGCUAGGUCCAACUGAAGUCGAUGAAGCGGAACAGUUCUGGAUUAAACGAGCUCAGGAAGAGUCAUUUUCUGAAGAAAUGAAGCAGCUGAAGACAAGUGAAGGAUCCGGUGUCAAAAGAUGUCGUCAAAGCUCAGUGAAGAAGCUGUGUCCAUUCAUGGACGAGGACGGCAUACUCAGAGUUGGAGGCAGGCUACAGCGCUCCGACUUGAGCUACAGCGCCAAGCAUCCUGUUCUGCUUCCAAAGGGACACCCAAUCAGCAGACUGAUAAUUCGUCAGCUGCACGAGGACACUGAACAUGGCUUAGGUGUAGAGCACACCUUGGCCAGCUUACGAACGCGCUUCUGGGUGCCUGCUGCGCGGGAGAUGAUCAAGAAAUGCAUUCACCAGUGCGUAAAGUGUCAGAAGCUCCGAAAGUCAGCCGAGACACAAGUGAUGGCGCCCAAGCAAAGCAACCAAGUGAGAACGCGCUUCCGCGCCUUUGACAAGACGGCAGUUGACUUUGCAGGACCAUUCCUGACAAAACAAGGUCGUGGAAAAGUCAGGCAAAAACGGUACCUAUGUAUCUUCACCUGCCUCCAGGUCAGAGCCGUUCAUCUGGAGAUGACGUACGGGCUAGAUACAUCCAGUUUCAUUCGGGCUCUGAUGAGAUUCAUUUCCAGAAAAGGCGAGCCCUCAGAGAUCAUAUCUGACAACGGAAGAAACUUCACACGGGCUUCAAAGGAACUGCAGCAGUCCUUUCACGGAUUGGACAACAGUCAGAUCCAGCGUGAACUUCUGAAGUCACGCACGAAGUGGACGUUCAUUCCUCCUGGUGCUCCACACUUCAAUGGAGCGUGUGAAGCAAUGGUAAAGAUCGCGAAGAGAGCGUUGAUGAAGACUCUCGAGCAUGCUGACCUCUCUGAUGAAGAGCUGCAGACAGCGUUCUGUAAAGUAGAGGCGCUGAUGAACACAAGGCCACUGACGGUGUUAUCCAACGACCCAACUGAUGACCAGCCGCUCACGCCAGCCAACUUCCUCGUGGGUCACACAGCAAUCGAGAUGACAGUAUCAUCAGAUUCCAAUGAGGCGGGGGUGAGGCAGCGCUGGAAACGUAUACAACAGCUGUCAACAGAGUACUGGAGGCGAUGGCUCAGAGAAUAUCUACCGUCGCUACAGCGGAGACAGAAGUGGCUUGAUCCGAAACCUGACAUAGCACCUGGUGACGUGGUGUUGGUGGUCGACCCGUCUUCUCCACGAGGAAAGUGGCCGAUGGGACGCAUAGACCAAGUGAUGAGAGGUGACGAUGGUCACGUCAGAGUGGCGUCUGUGAGGAUGCGAGACAAGAUCGUCACAAGACCAGUCACAAAGAUGGUCCGACUGGAUGUCAGCGGCCUGCUGGUGUAAUUGUUGGAUUGGGAACAAUCCAAAGUGAGGGGAAGAUGUUUGGGAGGAUUUUAUAUCAAUGAGGCUCGAGCGUGAGCUGCUCGAGAAAUGAAAAAAGAUUUUUACUGAAAAAUACAGGAGAACAUGAAGUG
This is a messenger RNA of Amphibalanus amphitrite, 1612 nucleotides long. RefSeq lists its product as uncharacterized. Gene Ontology annotation, molecular function: nucleic acid binding. Gene Ontology annotation, biological process: DNA integration. The coding region runs from base 30 to 1481 and encodes 483 amino acids. The record is from RefSeq and is a predicted model, not a curated record. Lineage: Eukaryota; Metazoa; Arthropoda; Thecostraca; Balanomorpha; Balanidae. The transcript has a single exon.